Molecule: messenger RNA, 2793 nt
Organism: Seriola aureovittata
Lineage: Eukaryota; Metazoa; Chordata; Actinopteri; Carangiformes; Carangidae
Gene: cacng5b
Product: calcium channel, voltage-dependent, gamma subunit 5b
Exons: 6
Coding region: 312-1142 (276 amino acids)
Biological process (GO): regulation of AMPA receptor activity; positive regulation of synaptic transmission, glutamatergic; calcium ion transport
Cellular component (GO): postsynaptic density membrane; AMPA glutamate receptor complex
Molecular function (GO): voltage-gated calcium channel activity; channel regulator activity
Source: RefSeq, a predicted model, not a curated record
AUCAAGCAGCAGAGCAGCACGAGGCGUCUGACUCUUUUUCUUCAAUUGAAGAGUUGCACUGACGCGCCGCUGCAUCGUUGGGCUUCACUUUACAGUUUUCGGAAGGAAUUUGUGACCAAAUCGACGGAGCACCGUUUGAUUUCUCUUCCAAUCGACAGACUUUCUCUCCCUGUCACUGCAGGAGAUCAUUGCUGCAAGUGCAGGAAACUCAGCGAGCUGAGACAGGACACAUCAAACAGGUGCGAAAAAACAGCGUACUUUUCCUGGGACUUUUUUAUUUUUGAUUGCUGGAAGCUCCCCCCGCUGUCGCCAUGAGCGCGUGCAGCAGGAAGGCCCUGACGUUGCUGAGCAGUGUCUUUGCAAUCAGUGGCCUGGGGCUCCUGGGAGUGGCAGUCAGCACCGACUACUGGCUGUACCUGGAGGAAGGCGUCAUUAUGCCUCUAAACCAGAGCACUGACAUCAAGGCCUCACUGCACUCGGGCCUCUGGAGAGUCUGCUUCCUGGCCGGUGAUGAGUCUGGUCGGUGCUUUACCAUCGAGUACAUCAUGCCCAUGAACGUCCAGUUGACGUCAGAGUCCACAGUCAACGUGCUCAAGAUGAUCCGCUCAGCCACUCCAUUCCCUCUGGUCAGCCUUUUCUUCAUGUUCAUCGGUUUUGUCCUUAGCAACAUCGGGCAUGUUCGGCCACACCGCACCAUCCUGGCCUUUGUCUCUGGAAUCUUCUUUAUCCUCUCAGGUUUAGCGCUGGUGGUGGGCCUGGUGCUCUAUAUUUCCAGUAUAAAUGAUGAAAUGCUGAACAGGACUAAAAGCAGCGAGGCCUAUUUUACCUACAAAUACGGCUGGUCCUUCGCCUUCGCUGCCAUCUCCUUCCUGCUCACUGAGAGUGCAGGCGUCAUGUCUGUCUACUUGUUCAUGAAGCGCUACACAGCAGAGGAAAUCUACCAGCCUCGCCACCCCAGUUUCUACCGCCCUCGUCUCAGCAACUGCUCCGACCACUCAGGCCAGUUCCUCCACCCAGAGGCUUGGUCACGCGGACGAAGUCCCUCAGACAUCUCCAGUGAAGCUUCACUGCAAAUGAGUGCCAGCUACCCUGCUCUCCUCAAAUGCCCCGACUAUGAUCAGGUGUCGUCUUCACCCUGUUGAGGGGACAGCCAUCACACCAGAGGCCACCUUACGGUUACUAAAGGGUCAUGGAAGAUCACUAUAGGGUCAAAACGCCAGGUGAGAACAGUUUUCUUUCAAAAAAGGAUACAACUUAGAUGUAGAUUAUAAGUUUGUUUUUCAGGGAGGAAAAUAUCUGCGGGGGAGGACUUGGAAAUAUGUCCCUCUGAGCUGGUUGUGUUUUUCAAUAGGGUCAAAGAUGCUUAUUGGGAGUUUGUUGUUGUAGUAGAGCCUAUAUCUUUUAUAGUCAGAGGAACAGUCUAAGGUUUUAGAAAAAAAUCAAUACAUGGUUGUGGUGUUUUUCUCUCUGAGAAGGUCUCAAAGUUUUUCCAGAAGGUAUGCAGAGGACAUUUUGGUUUAAUGGUAUCUGUGCAUUUUACCCUCCAGCGCCUCAUAGUUUUUUUUUUUUUUUUUGUGAAUGUCUUUGCUUCCUCAUUUUGCAAUAAAUAAAUGUCCCUCAUGCUUUGGGACCUUUUUUGAUCAAAAACUUAAUCAUGGCAGUUUUGAUGGAUUAUGUCACACUGGAAUAAUAUAAGGAUGUGCAAUGUUUCAGUUUGCCAAUAAGCAAGAAAAUUAAACUGUUGUUGUUCCAUUAAUGGAAUUUUAGCCAAUCAUUUUGUCCCAUAAUGUGGAGCAUGACUACGGAAUAGAGACGCCACUUGAAACCCAAGUCUGAACUGGGAUUUUGCCUCUUUGGUUCUAUUUUUGUGAGUUUUGUGAGUGAUGUUGUGCAGAUCAUAGUGAAAUGCAUCCUGUCCAGUGAAUGAGGGGGUGUGCUGAAUGCACUUUUGGUACUUUCAUGGCCAGACUAGUGUGCAGAGUUGCAAAUAUGGAAAUAUACAGCACUGCCAAGAACAGAUGUCUCAUAAACUGAGUUCACUUUUCUGGACAUGACCCAAUAGUCACUUUGUUUUCCAUGUGUAAUACUAAGCAAUUUUGUCAUCACAAUGAGCCAUACAGUAAUCAUCUCAAGCAAGAUACUGUAUUAACGGUUAUUGAAUCCGUCACAAGAAACAGAUAAUAAACAGUUAUCAUCAUCUGCCCUGCAGUUUCAUAUUGGUUCAUGUCUACAAACAUCUACCCAAAAACAAAACCUUUCAAUUAGCCAAACCUGUCCCUGUUCUCGCACAGUGAAACACCACAGAGCAAAGACUUGUCAAAUGUGACGCAAUAAAAGGACAAUCCACGGAGAAUGUUUAUUUACAAUGUCACAUUCAGCUGUGGUCAUAAGAUUCAGUCAUGCUGCCACCUUGUCAACUAUCACCUGAAGAUAGGAGGAAACAGCCUCUCUUCAAAGUCUCUUUGAAGUCUGCCAUCAAAACUGUAGAUUUUUUUUCCAGGCAAUGCUACAUUUACCCACUGGGAGGCAGUAUUUGGUCUUUUUUUGAAGUGACAUUUCACCUUCAAAAGUCACAGUUCACAGUUUUUCUCUGUUUAAUUCACAGUUUGUGACACAAAAAAAAAUCACGAUCCUCAAAUCUGUAGUUUAUACUUUUCUUGUAAAUUUCACACAGACUUCAAAUGUAUAUGUAUAUUUAAAUAUAUUCAAUUGAUUCAAUGAUGCGCUGAGUUAGUCUUGUUGGUAAAUGGGAUGGAUUACACUGCUUUUAUAAUAAACUGUAUUGAUCUCAAA